This is a messenger RNA of Drosophila bipectinata, 6343 nucleotides long. It is a transcript of the gene rictor, whose product is annotated as rapamycin-insensitive companion of Tor. Gene Ontology annotation, molecular function: protein serine/threonine kinase activator activity. Gene Ontology annotation, cellular component: TORC2 complex. Lineage: Eukaryota; Metazoa; Arthropoda; Insecta; Diptera; Drosophilidae. Gene Ontology annotation, biological process: positive regulation of phosphatidylinositol 3-kinase/protein kinase B signal transduction; TORC2 signaling. The record is from RefSeq and is a predicted model, not a curated record.
GGCCAAUGUGCGGUUUAGACAACCCUGGCCGCGUUCGGUGCGGCAAUAAAAAAAUGUAAAUUGUGCAGCGAGUGCGAGUGAAAUUGAAAAGCAAUAUAACUGUGUGAUCCAAUUGUGUAUCAGAGUGCGUCCGGAGUGUCCUGGUGGUGCCCGCGAGCACCUGAAAUACGGCGAGCGGGCGACGCCGCCGUUGUCCCCGCUGCAGUCUGCUGCUUCUGCCAGCGCUGUCCCCAACUGCUGACCACGAACCGAAACAGAAACAGAAACAGAAACGCGAAGCCCCGCGAGAUGGCCUCCCUACAUUCCAGUUGGCGUUUUGGCAAGCGGAGCAAACAAUUACGCAUUAAAGUUUCCCAAGACCCUGAGGACUUCUACCGCCUGGAUCCCACACGAUCGGCCACCGAGAAUGCCUUCGACAUCUACUCGAUGCUCUGCCAGGAGGAGACCCGCGACACCAAGCGCCUGUUCCUGCUCAACGCCCUGGCCUCGCUCUGUUUGGGCGCCCGAAAGGGCUCCCACCACAGCAAAAUCCUCUUCAGCACCGAGGAGCUGCUCUAUUGUUUGAGCGCUUCGCUGGUGCACACGUUCACCCAAGUGCGUGCCGCUGCCCUGAGGACGAUCCGCUAUGCCCUCAGCACGCCGAACGACAUCAAGGCCUUCAACGCCCUCCAGCUGCAGCAUCUGCUGUGCCGAUCCAUCGAUCUGAUGCUGAAGAACGACGACGAGCGCGUCCAGGCCUUGAAGCUGGUCCGCAAAAUGCUGGCCAUUGCCCCGGAGGACAUCAGUCCGGUGGUGGUGCGUUGCCUGGUCUCCCUGGCCGAUAGCGGUAUCGAGGAGAACGACAAUCUUUUGCGCGCCUGCCUGGCCACUCUGGCCGAGAUCGCUGUCCUGAAUCCCGCCCUGCUCAUCGUCUGUGGCGGCGUCACCUCAAUCACCCGCAACGUACUGGAGUGCCACAAUCCCCGAAUAGCGGAGAGUCUGUGCGGUGUGCUGCUCUACCUGCUGGAGUGGCCCCAGACCAGGAAUAUAUGCGGCGUGAGGCUGGACUGUCUGGCGGCGCCCUACUGCGAUUUCACCUACCGCCUGGGCAUCAUGGAUAAAAACAAAGAUGCCCGGGAACUCCGCUACACCAGCUGUCGUCUGGCCCUGCUCUCCGUUUUGCGCAGCUGGACGGGCACCCUUGAAUUCUGUGAUCCCAGCAAACCCUCUGGCCUGAAAGCAAUAGUCGAUGCCCUCUAUCUGAACCAGGUCGAAGUCAGAAAAGCAAUACUGGAUCUGCUGUACGAGCUGCUCUCGCUACCGCAACCCACUUGGACGGAUGACUAUGCGGUGGCGUUGCAGGCAGUGGAUCCUUCCGACUUCCAAGACACCUGGCUGCUCAGCAACGGCUUCGUGUCCGCCGAGGGCCGUUCCAUCCUGCCCACUCUCGCCGCCCGAGCUCCUAACGUGGUGGAACAGCACCUGGCCCUGCUGCUGUACUGCUUCCUGGAAACUGGACUGCUGAACGCCCUCGUGGAGGUAGCGGUGGGCAGUGACCAGUUCGUCUCGGUGCAGGCCACCGUCUUGAUCGGGAAAAUCCUGCAACUGAUGCACACCCAUCUGCCGCCGGAUAUUUGCUGCACAAGUCCCGCACUGCCCACCCUGGUGGGGCAUGCCACGCAAGGCAACCAGCAGGCGAAUGCGGCGGUGGCUGCGCUGCAGAAUUAUCAGAAGAUGCUGCGCCAAAGGCCGGCAUCCUGGAGUCUCUUCCUGGACAGCAUCAUUCAGGGCGGUGCUCUGAUCCAGACGCGACUCUUUCGUCGACAUCUGAACGUCCAGGAGCAGGCCGGCGGACCCGUGCUCCAGCUGCAGGAAACAGCCGAGGCGGCUGGCUUCUCGCAAUUCCGUUCUGCCACUCUGGGUCGGUCCCGCCUGGACUCGGUCUCCAGCGACGAGUCCAACUCCCAGGCGUCGAGUUCCUCCCGCUCCAGUUUCCGACUAAAGCGAAAGUUCCUGCCCCCGACCUUCUUUGAUCAUUUCCGGGCCUUCAAUCGACUGCUCCAGGACUCGCGAGUCCUCACCCAGCCCGAUGCCCAGUGGGACUGGGAUGUGAUCACCACCAUACUUAAGUCGAAUCUGAUCCGCAAACUGGACUACACCCUGGGCAAGUUCCUCAAGCGCUUGGUGGACUUCUACAAGCCGCGCAACAACCGCUUCUCGCAUCAAGAUCUGGUCCCGGGCCAGCGGCUUCCGGCCUACGUGAGUGCUGGCCUGGAUCUGAUAGAUGUACUCCUCGGCAGCAGCGAGCUGGAAUGCAUGCGCUACAUCACCGACUACUUCUCGGACAUCAGCCAGCAGCUGGCUGCGGUGACGACGUCGAAUCGUGCCCACGACUGCCUCUUCAGUCCCCAGCACAUGAACAACACCAUGUGCCAGCUGUACUUCCUCUACAUUGGUCGGAUGUGCCGGACCACCAAAGGCAUUGAAGUUCUGAAGAACACCACCGUCUUUGAAUACUUAAUCAACUUGGUCCGAGUUACGGAUCACGUUUGCUAUGUGAAGCUUAUUGUGUCCGGAUUGAACUAUAGCUACGAGAACCUGCCGCGCCAGGUGCUGGAUAAGGCGCUCACGUCCGCCAAGACGCGCAGCGGACGACUGUAUGCCACCCAGUUCUUGGCGGUGCUGCUGCGAGCGAGGCUGCCAAACUUCGAGGUGUGGGGCAUUCCCAUGAUCAUCGUCCAGACACGCGACUCGGACCGCAGCGUUGUCCUGGCGGCACUCGAGGUGCUGGAGGAGGCCUGCCACGACAAGUACUACCUGCAGGAGAUCAUCAGCCACUGGCCGAAUCUGAGCCAGCGCGGAGACGCCGGUCGGCUGCUGAUGGCCCGGUACUACUCGCUGCCCCGCGGCCUCAACAGCACCAACGCCCGAGUGGAGGAGGAGAUCAAGUACUGGCGGAAUGGCUACAACAAGCGGUACGUCCUACUCGUGGAGGCGGACACCCACUCAAGUCUGACGCUGCACAUCCGCAACGAGGACGGCUACUAUUCCCGGCGGAACUGCAAUCAGCGACCGCAGACAGUGCCCCCGAACAUAGCCCCCCAUCUCUAUGGCCAGAUGGUGCAGACCAGCCAGGGGAUGACGGCGCUGAGGAAGCACGGGGACCUGCCCCAGCUGGUGGAGCUGCUGCUGCGGGCCAAGUGCUCGGACGAUGCCGAGUGCCUGGAGCUGAAGGCGGCCAUUUGGGCGUUGGCGCACGCCUCCACGCAUUCCAUUGGAAUUGAAUACCUAGUGGAGCUGAAUGCCAGACUCUAUGAGUGGCUCAUCAUGCUGGUGACCAAGUGCGAGGUGUACUCCGUGCGGGCCACGUGCUUCAGUGCCUUGGGAAUAAUAGCCGGGACCCAGGCGGGUGCCAAUAUUCUCUUCAAGCUGAAUUGGCUGAGUGUUCGCCAUGAUAGGAACACGAUGUGGCCAGUGCACCAGCCCGAGGACUGGAUGUCCAGCCAGUACACGCCUGUAAGGCACUACUACGAGGAUGCCAACUCGUACAAUCAAAUGACAGUGCUUGAGGAUCAGGUCGACGGCUUCUACCUGGGCUCCCACUACUGGAACGUGGUGGGCACUCUAACGGAGUCCAUUGCCGGUGGCGGGGGAUCGCUGGCCGGAGCCGCCAUUCACAGCACACUCAAGGAUCCGAAUGAGACGGGAACCGAUGACGGGCACACGAAUCGUGUGGUGGCCGCCAAAUCCAAAACUUUGCCGGAGGGCAGUAACUUGCGACCCGGGAAGCAUCAGCGCUCCCUGUCCGAGUCCAAGACAACGGAUGUGAUCAGCUUACUGGGCGGUGCAACCGGACCGGGAGCUGGUCCAGGGGGAGUGGCACCGACGGGAUCCCUGUUUCCGGUCCCGUACCAUCAUCGAAUACGAUACAACUCCUGCACAGAUUCCAAUACCUCGGGCGUGAGUAGCUGCGAAUCGGUGACCGGACGCACUGCAGCCGCUGCGGCUGCUGCGGCGGCGAAUCUCAGUGACCUGCAGCAGUUUGUCCUGAGCCCGAUACCCAGCAUGUCCAACCUCCUGGAAAUCGAUCCCACCAAAAUGUUCCGCAACGAUUUGGUCUCCGGCAACUCCCUCUCCUCCGCGAUGACGAUGAAGGGCUAUGCUCAACUGCGCUCCCUGCGCGCCUACAGCCGCCCGGUCUUCUCCGAGUCGGCGUUCUGCGACUUGGUCGGCCCGGUGGACGCCCCCUGCGAGGUGCAGAUGCGACGGCACGACUGGACGCACCCGCACCGGCGCCUGAAAGUCCGCAGCCUGGACCGGCAGCCGAAGCUGAGCGAGGUGUACAGGAGGAUGUUAUCGGACGAGAUGAACGUACUGCUGCCCACUGCGAAUGCCGUGAAGUACAUGCCGCGAAACGAUCAGAAGGGACCCUGCUACGCCGGCAUUGGUCUGCCCAAGAACGUACUCGACCUGUUCCCCACCCGCAACGUGAACCGCACCUAUGUGUCGCGCGACAUCCAGGACCAGGAUCUAAUGGGUGUCAACCUACUGAGCAGCGCCGGCAACGGUGGCGGCGUCGGGCGGCAACAGUUCUUCAACGACUCGCUGACAAACGAGGGUGGCGAUGAGUCCUCGGUGAUAUCCUCCUUGUCGGAUGUUUCUUCGGCCAGUCGUCGGGGUCCACAGCAGCGCGGUCCUCAGUUCCAGCAGCAACAACAGCCAAACGAUGGGAAGCACGCCCGGAGCCAGUGCCUCCAUUGUGCCAGAUCGUCGCGCCAGCAACAGCGCCAGGAUAGCCAAAGCAACGGAGGAGGAACAGGAUUGAGCGGUGGCAAUGGAGGCGAAGCAUCCUUGGCCCCCUGCGAGCUCUACAGAACGGCGGCCGCCGCUCUGUUGGCGUCUAUGGCUGGACCUGUUUUGCCCAAGAAGAGUAGCUCCUCGGGCUCGGGCAAUGUCCCCACGACCGGAGCCGAUAUCAGUUUCCAUUCGCCGGAGAGCAUGCUCAGCGAGGACAGCCUCCCGGACAGACUCACCGCCUCCAUAUUGUACAAUGUGCAGCGCUUGGCCAAUCCCGUCAGUGCCAAGCAGUCAAAGAUGGCUCUGCUAGAGCUGAAGCAGAAGCAUCCCCAUGCCUUUCAGGACAUUUGUCUGUACUCGGAGUCGUGCAAAACGCUCGGAAGGAGCAGCUACCGGAUGAGUGCGCGUCGCUUCUUGCAGGAACUGUUCCUCGACCUCAACCUGGACUCGUUUUACGUGGAGCCGCAGCUCAUAAUUGCGGCUCGAAAACUGCCUGCCGAGGAGAAAGCGGAUUCUGCCACAACACCCGCAACGACGCCGACCUCCUUGCAACCGACGGUGCCUCUGCGGAUGCCGGCCAUGAAACCGAAGCCCAAGAGUCUGGCGCAGCUGGCCAGCGUGUACGAGACCAGUUGGGAGAACCUUCUGAUGGAUUUCUCGCCCCGAACGGGUCCCACUGCCGCCAAGUCGUCGUCGCUAGACGUUCCGUUUCCUGCACCUACCCAAGCCGUACAAAACAAGCUGCACAUCGGCGAAACGGAGAGCUCGGUGUCCGGCAGCGGUAGCGGCAGCGAGGACGAGGACGGAGAGACUGGAGAGGAUGUGUGCGAUGGCAGUUCCGUGACCACUGGCCACACGGCGCUACCCACAGGCAACAGCAAUCGCAGCAGCAUCUGUACGAUCAGCCAACAGCCGCCGGGCGGGGCCGGAGUAGGAGCUCCUGCGGCCUCAAGUGGCGGUGCCAGUGCCUCGACGGACGAGAUGCGGAACGACAACCGGCAGUAUACGCGCGGACGCUUCUACACGCUGGAGCUGGACUUGAGCUGCACCCGCAACAAGUUUCCCAUCAAGGACCGCAGCCAGGCGGUGCCGAUACUGACGCGGCAGGUGAGCGCCAGCGGCAGUGCCGCCGGUAAUGAGUCCACCUCCUCGGAGCUCAACUACUCUACGGUGACCAAGAGCCUGGCUGCCUCGAUGGCCAAGGCGAUUGGCAGUCUCUACUGCGAGAAGCGUUUGCAGAGCUCCAAAUCGGAGGCUGUGCUCGGAGCGGGUGCGGGUGCGGGUGCGGCUGGAUCGGCGACGGCAGUGCCCUGCGGGGUGGGCAGCUGGCAGCAAAAGUCAAAGAUCCUGGAGCCGCUGGGCGAGGAUCCGGUGAAGUGACCAGCCGCCCUAUCGCCACCAACAGCCACCUGCCUUCCCGAAUGAGCGUUUUCUUUUUUGUAAAAUAUCAAAUCAAAGAAACCUGCUGCUGCAACACCACUUAGUUUUAAACCAAAACACACACACACCCACACAACAAACUACUAUAGCUAUUAAGUUUAUUUCUUUAAGAUUAAUUUUACGGUCA